AUGGCGCACUGCUGCUUCCCAGGUUUCCGCCCGCAACGUGCCCAAAUGAUUCGACGACGCCAUCGCCGCUCAAACCGCUAUCCCGACUUCAACAGCGCAGCGGCCAACGCCGCGGCAAAUCCCGCGGCGGCUGGAGGGUCAUGCGACGACGGCGGCAGCGCAAUCUACGCUCUGGCACUGGCCAUCCUCUCCGGUGGCGCGGUCCGGAGCGCAGUUGCGACAUGGCCUCAGGAGCGGCUGCGCCCGCGACGUUCGGCGCCGACGCCGACGCCGACGACGCCGACGCCGACGGCAACAGAACCGGCGCCGACGCCUACGCCACCGGCGCCGACCCCCAAGCCGCAGACGCGAACGAUAGCCACAAAAAGCCAGUCGACCGCCUACACAGGGCAGUGGUAG
Prorocentrum cordatum is the source of this 399-nucleotide messenger RNA. Lineage: Eukaryota; Dinophyceae; Prorocentrales; Prorocentraceae. The record is from the annotation of a GenBank genome assembly.